Molecule: messenger RNA, 4879 nt
Organism: Epinephelus fuscoguttatus (brown-marbled grouper)
Lineage: Eukaryota; Metazoa; Chordata; Actinopteri; Perciformes; Serranidae
Product: kinesin-like protein KIFC3
Exons: 20
Coding region: 238-3009 (923 amino acids)
Biological process (GO): microtubule-based movement
Molecular function (GO): microtubule binding; ATP binding; microtubule motor activity
Source: RefSeq, a predicted model, not a curated record
AGCAAAGUGGAGAGGAGGAGAAAGAGGAGGAGAGAGAACGGCAGAGAGGGAGUCACACAGGAGCUGCACGCAGCACUGGGAUGCUGCUGCAGCUUUGAGAACAAGGGCUGCAUGGGAAGAUUUGUCAUUGGCAGCACAGAUGGGAGUGUGGAAGGGGAAUACAAAUGACCUGGAUGUCAGAUUGUCAUCAUCAGAGAGGAACAGAUAUGUGAUAAGGGACUCUCGGACAGCGUAGAGAUGUACGCCUUCUACUCCCUUUUAGUCUACAUCUUCUACACUGUCUUCAAGAAGGAGGAGGAGGAAGCCUUGGAGGGGGCGUGUGGAUCUUCCUCAGACGAGCCAAGACCUGUUUCCAUGGAAACAGGGAGCAGGAGGAGAGAUGGCCACACCUCCAAAAUGGGAAAAAAGGCUUGUGUUCAGCUUAGUGAAUCCAGCAGUAGCAGUGACAGUGAUGAAAUGUCCCAGAGUGACGAAGGUGAGGAAGAUGGCCCUGACAUCCCAGCAUGCACCCCUCUGGCUGCUUUCCUGUCUUUCAAGCAGGAGGCUGAGAAGAGGAGGGCCUCACAGGUCCAGCUGGAAACAACCGGAAAGUUGACAGAGUCUCCCCUGGUGGCGGUGAUGUCCCACUUGCUGAGUUUUCUGGAGCAGUACUCCCACUUCCAGCAGCUGCAGCAGCAGGCCGACCAGUACCGGGUCCAGCUGAAGAGGCACCGCGUCCAGCACCGCCGCCAGAUGAAGGCCCUGCGAGCAUCCUACCGCCAGCGCCUCAGGGACAAGAACAGCAUCAUCAGCAGCCUGGAGGAGGCCAUCAGCCAGCAACAGACCCCCAGUCCACUGAGCGAGGGUGAGUCCAGCAGUGAUGCAGGGGCACAAGCCGGGAUUCACCAUCUGGUUGAGUCUCUGUACGGUCUGCAGGGUGAGAGGAGUAAGCUGAGGGGAGAGCUCCGUCUGCUACACUCACAGCUGGAGCAGAAGGACAAGGACAGACACUCACGUAUACAGGCCUUUCAACAGCAGAUCGAUGAGCUGAAGAGUUGCAUAGAGGAGCGCGAGGAGGAGCUGUCAAGAUUGAGAACAGCCACUGGGGCCACAGACUCAGAGAAGCGGGUUCUGUGUCUGUCAGCAGAGAACGAGAGUCUGAAGCAGAACCUGAGCGUUACACAAGGCCUCCUGCAGCAGCUGUCAGCCAUCCCCUCCCAGUCCAGCACCAUGCUCAUCAAGGAGAAUGAAAACCUCCGCAGCAGAGUGCAGCAGUUGGAGAUGUCCCUACAACAUCGUGCUGAGCAGCUGUCUCAGCUGGAGCGACAGAGCGAACAAAGCGAGUGGAGGAGGGGAGAGGAGCUGAGGAAACGAGAGGACCGGGUGAGGGAGCUGCAGCUGGAGCUGGACAAAGAGAGAGGCAAGGAGCCAGUGGUGAAGUAUGUCACCCAGACGGUGGAGGUGGAAUCACCGGCCACAUUAAAGCAGCUGACCAAAGCCAGGCAGAGGAAUGAACUGCUGUCUGACAAGCUGUCCAAUCAGAAUGAGCGGUGCAAACAGCUGGAGGAACACAUCAGGAAGUCCGAUGAACACAGCUGUAAUCUGCAGCACAAGAUUGCAGCGUAUGAGCGAGAAAUCAGUACACUGAGAGAGGAGCUGCUGAAAGAGAUCGGCCACUUGGAGGAGAGGAAGGAAGAGGCUGUGAAGGCUGCAGCCACCUGCUCGGCCGAGCACUUUCAGAGCCUGCAGGACCAAUUCUUCUGCUUGCAGAAGCGUCUGACAGCACUCCCUCCAACUUUACGCUCCAUGAAGACAGACUACGCCAGUCUGAGGAGCCAAGUUCGUAACUUCUCAGACUUUUAUAGUGCAGCAAUCAGUGAUGCAAAAAAACAGAUUUCAGCAGCUAUCACCGAGAUGUCUGAAGCCAACAAAGAUCUCCUGGAGAAAUAUAGGAAGGAGGUCGCACUGCGCAGGAAGUACCACGAGCAGCUGGUGGAGCUUAAAGGCAACAUCCGCGUGCUGUGUCGUGUGAAGCCUGUGCUGAAGGAGGACCAGCGUGAGGAGGGCCAGUCUGUGGUGGUGACAACGGACCCCAACAACGAGUCCUCGCUCAACGUGCUGAACAAAGGAAAGGGUCGCAUCUUUGAACUGGACAAGGUCUUCCACCCUCAGGCCACACAGGAAGAGGUCUUUCAGGAAAUUGAGCCUCUUGUGACGUCCUGCAUCGAUGGCUACCAUGUCUGCAUAUUUGCAUAUGGACAGACUGGCUCUGGAAAAACAUACACCAUGGAGGGCAGUGUGGAAAACCCAGGCAUCAACCAACGAGCCCUGAAACAUCUCUUCAGUGAGAUCGAGGAAAGGAAGGACAUGUGGUCUUACACAGUCACCGUCAGCUCUGUGGAGAUCUACAACGAGGUGCUAAGAGACCUGCUGAGUAAGGACGGAGAGAAACUGGACAUUAAGAUUAACCCGGACGGAACAGGACAGCUGCAUGUGCCGGGCCUCAGGGUCAUCGAAGUUAAGAGCUUUCAGCACAUCAAGAAGAUUUUAGCUACAGCCCGAAGGAAUAGGAUCACCUUUGGCACUCAGAUGAACCAGCACAGCUCCCGCUCCCAUGCUCUGCUCUGCAUCACUGUUCAGGGCACUGACCUCGCCACCGGAUCCAAAACCACCGGCAAGUUGAACCUGGUGGACCUGGCCGGCUCAGAGAGGGUAUGGAAAUCUGGUGCAGAGGGAGAGAGGCUGAAAGAGGCCCAGAAUAUCAACCGCUCCCUGCUGUCACUGGGGGAUGUAAUUCAGGCACUGAGAGCUCGGCAGACUCAUAUCCCUUUCAGGAACUCCCGCCUUACAUACUUAUUACAAGACUCCCUGGGCAAAGGCAGCAAGACUGUCAUGGUGGUGCAGGUGUCUGCGCUGGAGAGUAACGUGGGAGAGACUUUGUGCUCACUGAAGUUUGCCCAGAGGGUGUGCAAGGUAGAGCUGGGUCCUGCAGCCAGGAAGAUUGAAUCUGGAGGUGGACAGUGCGACUGAAUCAGCCACCUCCUGUUCCCAGUGACUACCAGGAAGCCAUGAAUGCACCAGUCAGAUUAUAAACCCACCCUACCAACCAAUCAUAACGCUACAAUAUCAAUAAGAAUCAACAGCAAUCCUGCUCAAGGGCUAAAUCUGUGGAGGUCUGUGUGGCACCUGAAUACCAGCCUUUGACUGGAGGUUAGGUAUUGAGGCCUCCUCUUUGCCAUUUUCUGCUUCUGACAAGUAACAACCCUUUAUUAUGAGCUAAUCUGCAUGCAGGAGUAUUUAUUCUUUCACUCUGAGUGCCAAAACAACCUGUGACUCCACCACAGUCCACCACCAUCUGAUGCUUCCUCAAAUUACAAUAUCUCCUUUUAUCAAAUACCAAAAUCCAGGAUUUAUCGUAUCAGCUUUUCUUGCUGAUCUUUGCAGGAUUUAAAACAGCAUCAUGUUCAAAGCAGUUUCAGAGCCACAUUAUCAACACCUCCAUUUUUGCAGUAUUAAUCAUGUUGCUAUAAAUGUCUGUAGUUUGUGAGCUUCAUCUCCAACGUUGUAUAUUUUUAAAGAUUGUAGUGUGUAGGAGGAUGUUUUGUAGUUGAAGUAUGGGCUAUUAACCAUUUCAAUGGCACUUAACGUCACAUAGUGUAGUUUUUGUGGAUUUCAGAAGAGCAGUGAUUGAAUGCUUUGUUUCUCUUUAGUCUUGAUUAUUUGCCUUUUGAGGACAGAGGAAAGCUGAAGGGAGCAGGUGGCCUUUUAUCAAGAGUGGUAAUAAAAUGAACUGUGCAAUAUCCUCCUCACUGAGGAGACAGUGUGGGCCUAGGUAGACAGAACAUGCACUUUAUUGUGAACGAAUAGGAGCAUUUCAGUUCAGAACAGGUAUUUAGGUGCUCGCAAUAGAUAUCACCAGUGAAUGUCAUACCAAAAACAGUUUAUUGUUAUCUGUCUGUCAUUGUUCCUCUAUUUAUCACCCAUUGGAUCAACAUGAUUCAAUAGUAGCAAGACAUUAAUGUUGAAGUAACUAUCAUGAAUUUUCAGAUCAUUUUCUGAAUAAAUAUGAUGUAUUUAAAAAGCGUCUUUUUAUCUUUGGAUGCUCAGCGACUAAACAAUUAAAAAAUAAUCACGCCAUAUAAAUGCAAUACUAUCCCUUCAACAUCUCUGGAUUAAUGAGGUCGUUUUGGGGCAAUUUGGCAAACUUCUUUAUGGAAAUAUAUUUCCAUUUUAAAUUACUUUAUUUUGAAUUAAGUAUUUUAUGAUUUUUUUUAGUAUAAGCUUGACACAGUAAUUUUCCACAAAAUGUGCCAUAUUGCAAUAUAUAUUAAUAUCAAGGUACAGAGUCACAUACACUGAUCAGCCACGACAUUAAAACCACUGACAGGUGCAGUGAAUAACAUUGAUCAUCUUAUUACAAUUCAAUGUUCUGCUGGGAAACUUUGGGCCCUGGCAUUCAUGUGGAUGCCACAUGGCAUGCACCACACACCCAAACACCGUUACAGACCAAGUACUCGUCAUUAUGGCAACGGCAGUCCCCGAUGGCCAUGGCCCACCAGCAGGACAAUGCAUCAUGCCACACCACAAAAUAUGCUCAGGAAUGGCCCGAGGAAUGUCAUAAAGAGCUCAAGGUGUCAGCCUGGCCUCAAAAUUCUCCAGAUCCUAAUCUUGUGCUGGGACCCAACUUUAUCCACUGCCAGACGCUCCAGGACACGCCCCAGAGGUCCUGUGUUCAUGUCUCAACAGAUGAGAGCCAUAUCUGAUCCAAGGAGGCCCCACUGUGGAUUAAGGGUACCUCUUGGGUACCAAGCCGUCCCACAGCUUCUCAAUCAGAUUGGGAUCUGGGGAAAUUCGAGGCCAGGUUGGCUGCUUGAGCACUAAAUAUCCAUGAGAGGGUGUC